AUGGAGUUUCUCUUCAUCGAUAGUAACACCUCAACCGACCGGCGCUCACAACGGCUGAUCCGCAGCCAUGGAAUGAAAGGUAAGAAUGCUGGUAAAGUUAUCCCAGCAAGGGGCCACCGAUGGCGACGCGAAGAUGGAGAUCUUCUCAGUUGUAAGAAUACGAAGUCGACGCGCACGGACAAUGUUGGGAGAGGCAGACAACUUCUACCCAAGAAUCCCCCACCAGACACCGAUGGUGAGCUAGUGCAGGCGAUGCAGGCGGCAUCACCCGCCAACCCUUUCUGCGGAUUCGAAUUCUUAUAUUUUUCGACUUCGGUGCCAGUCACCGCAUUUAGCCGACAGCUCUUCCACGGCCUGCACAAUGCAGUCUCGGAGGAGCUGUAUCCUCGUGCCUUUUGCCGCCCGUCGAAUGAGAUCGGCACACGCUGGUUUGAGACCGUGACGACGAGCCCAUGUCGUACGUCAAACUCUUGUUUUGACACCGGGCUGCGCUCUGCGCUCCGCGCUCUGUGCUCUCCUACUGACAGCAAGACAGUCUUUCACUGCGGCCUCGCCGUUAUGGGCAUCCAUCGCUACCAGCUCUUAGGCCGACGGGACGAGCCCCUCGAGUCGACGCACCAUUUGCUCCAGGCCAUGCGCCUGCUCCGCCGCGACCUCAAUGCCGUGUCCAAGACACAAGAGACCAGUGUUAUCGCUGUCGUCAUCUCGCUCGCCAUUCGCGCGAACUUGGCCGACGCGGUGGCCGAAAGCCGCACGCACCUGCAAGCCCUGAAGCGCAUCGUCCAGCUGCGCCCCGGUGGGCUGGUUGCGUUGUGCGCGGCCGUUCCCGAGCUCGGCAACAAGAUACGCCGCACGGAUGCAGAGUUGGCACUUCGAUCUGGGAUGCCGACCAUCUUCGGAUCGCGCCAUCUGUCUCUUCCUGCGCCACUCUAUCAUGUCUUGCUGGGCGACAGGUGGCAGUCUAUAGCUCUGCCGUUCCCGCUACAAGACGUGUGCAUCGAGCUUCAACCGGCUAUCAGGGACAUCCUUAUGCUGUGUAGCUAUGCUGGCCGCAGUCAGCUCGGCACCGUUCAGUACCAAGACCUGGUGAUCUCCAUCGUCCAGCGCCUUGUCGACUACGCCCCGCUCGACGGGGCCCGACCGCCACAGCCUCUUGACGACAUAUGCCAGCUGGGGUUCUUGUCUUUCAUGACUACCGUCGUCCAUCGCGAACCACGUAAGAGGUCUGCCUACUUCGGGCUUCUGUCUGGCUUGUUUCGGACUCGAUUGGGAGAAUUCUACAGCAGCACAAGUUCGUAUACAGCGAGCAAUCACCCCGAGCUGCACUUCUGGCUCCAUUUCAUCUAUGCCAUGUCCGCAUCGGACGAUUCUGCGCCUCUCCGUCGUGUCCAUUUGCCCACAGCCGACCGCAUCCGUGUUCUGGGUGAGGCGCUUGCAAUCAGAACGUGGGAGGUUGCUGUGGCUCACCUGCGCGUUUACCCCUGGGUCGACGCGUUUCAUGACGAAAUGGGCAGGAAGAUCUGGGAGCAGACUACGUGUAGAUGGCAAGAUUGA
This is a messenger RNA of Sporothrix schenckii 1099-18, 1554 nucleotides long. RefSeq lists its product as uncharacterized. The transcript is spliced from 2 exons. NCBI's taxonomy places the organism in Eukaryota, Fungi, Ascomycota, Sordariomycetes, Ophiostomatales, Ophiostomataceae. The record is from RefSeq and is a predicted model, not a curated record. Bases 1 to 1554 code for a protein of 517 amino acids.